CCCAUCUCUCUAUAAAUACACCUCCCUCCUCUUCCAUCUAACACCUCUCCUCCCAAACCAUUCCUGCAAAAAUGUCCAAAAAUACCAUCGUUGUGCUUUCUCUCUUUCUCCUUUUAUCGCUAACGUACGCCUCCCGCCCUGGCCGAGUUCUUCUCAACGACAUCCCACAGAAAACCCAACAAGAGGUUUUUGAUGAGGAGAAUAUGGACGGUGGAGAUGGAUGUGAUGGAGUUGGGGAGGAAGAGUGCUUGAUGAGAAGGACCCUUGUAGCUCAUACAGAUUAUAUCUAUACACAGAAGGAAAAGAAACCAUGAUUUUGUGGCUGUUUUUUUUUUUUUUUCCUGGGUUUCGGUAUAUUAAUCUCCUUUGUUAACUAAAUCAUCUCCAAUCUAUAAAUUUCAAUAAGAGUAUUAUUUUAUUAGA
Magnolia sinica is the source of this 423-nucleotide messenger RNA. RefSeq names its product phytosulfokines-like. Bases 72 to 314 code for a protein of 80 amino acids. Gene Ontology annotation, molecular function: growth factor activity. The record is from RefSeq and is a predicted model, not a curated record. Lineage: Eukaryota; Viridiplantae; Streptophyta; Magnoliopsida; Magnoliales; Magnoliaceae. The transcript is spliced from 2 exons. Gene Ontology annotation, cellular component: extracellular region. Gene Ontology annotation, biological process: cell population proliferation.